AUGAAUAUAUUCCAGAUGGACAUGUCCGAGUCGGAGGAGAUCAGUCAAGAUCAGGAGAUAAGCAGUGAUGAAGAAAUGAUGCGUCCUGAUAUCACUGAUGCGAGCUCAGUCAAUGGUGAUGGUUAUAGUACUGAUAGUGGUUAUAGUACUGAUAGUGAUUAUAGUGAAAUUGAUGAUACUGAAAAUACGGAGAGUUCGGUUGAAGGGAUAGAGGAGAUGAAGGGUACGACUGAAGAGGAAUUAGGGUUUGAUCAUGAAAAAAAUCCACAGGAUGAUAACAUGAUCCAAAAUAAUGGAUAUGUUCCAUUCAAUUCAGAUAAUUGUCAGCCCCCUCAGCUUUCUCCUCGAAGUGAGGUUGAGUCCGUGUCAUCCACAAACAUGCCUUUGGAAAUAAAUGAUCGAGCUAGUGACCUUUUAAUGGCAGUCUCAGUUGGUUCUGAUGCAAACAAGAAAAAAAUCAAUGAGAUGGCUGUUUCAGCCAUGGACGAGCUAGUAAGAAAGUGCCUUGCAGGAGAACCUCUAUGGCAGCACCGACAAGAUUGUGACCUUGAGAUUCUAAAUGAAGGAGAAUAUAUAAGAGAAUUCCGUCCAUUUGAUGCAAGUCUAGGAGAGCUAAUGAGAAUAAUUGAGAUGGAAGAUCCUCAAAAUCUUGCAAACUUAUAUGAGAGCAAUGCAAGCACUAAUGGAACUCAACACAAACCUAUGUUUCAGCGAGAUGCUGAAAAAGAUUUCCUUCAAACUGAAGCUUCAAGACAUAUAGGGUUUCUUCGUAUGGAUGCUACCAGCCUUGUCGAGUGCCUCAUGGAUGUGAAGCAGUGGUCAUCAGUUUUUUCUAGUAUCGUCUCAAGAACAACUGUACUUGGAGUCUUGUCAAGAGGGGUAGCUGGGAACUACAAUGAAACGUUACAAGUGAUGAAGGCAGAGUUUCAUAUGCCUACACCACUUGUUAAUAUUCGAGAGAGUCAGUUUGCAAGGUAUUGUAAGCAGAUAGGGCCUGGAACUUGGGGAGUUGUUGAUGUAUCCUUGGACAGUCUAUUCCCUUAUCCACUAGUAAUUUUUCGGAGAAGACCAUCAGGGUGUUUAAUCGUAGAAAUGCCGGAUGGAUACUCUAAGGUUAUUUGGGUUGAGCAUGUGGAAGUGGACAAUAAAUUUGUCCAUAGAAUGUUUUGGCCAAUUGUUCUCCCUGGUUUUGCAUUUAGCGCUAUGCGUUGGGUUGCCAGCAUAGUCCGACAUUGUGAGCCAGUUGGGAAUAUAAUCUCUACUUCCCUUGACAGUGCAACAAUACCCCAAAAUGGGAAAACAAGUGUGCUGAGGCUGGCUCGUAGAAUGAUGAGAAGCUUUUAUCAUGACAACAGUGCUUCUACUGACAAUUUUUGGGUCCGAAUACAUCUAUGUCAUGGUGAAGAUUUUAGGUUAAUGACUAAGACUAUUUAUGCCCUCAAUGGAAGCCCUAGUUCGACUUUAGUUUUCACAACAUCUCUUUGGGUUCCAGCUCCACCAAAGAGAGUCUUUGAUUUUCUUCGCCAUGGGGAUUCUAGAAACAAGUGGGAUUUGCUUGCCCGUGGAUACGCAGUUCAAGAGAUUAUGCAUAUCAUCAAGGGAGAAAGUCCGGAAAACCGUGUGUCUAUCAUGCAAGUGAAUUCUGCUCCGAACCAGAUAGAAAUCUUGUACUUGCAAGAAAGUUACAGCCAUCCAACUGGAUCCUAUGUUGUUUAUGCUCCAAUAGACAUUCUUACUAUGGGCACCAUGCUGGGUGGUGGAAAUUCAGAUCUUGUUAAUAUUUUGCCAUCAGGUUUUGUGAUACAUCCUGAUGGGCCACUAAGGAAUGGAGAGGAAACUAGAGGAAGUCUUCUCACCCUUGCUUUUCACAUUAUGGAUGGUUCAUCCACUGAGGACUAUCUUCCUGCAGCUGAUUCUGUUAAUACCAUUCAGAAAAUCCUCACAGAAACUGCAACUUUGAUCACGACAGCUCUUUUAUCUGACCAUCUAUAA
Populus nigra (black poplar) is the source of this 1992-nucleotide messenger RNA. RefSeq names its product homeobox-leucine zipper protein MERISTEM L1-like. The transcript has 9 exons. Gene Ontology annotation, molecular function: lipid binding. Bases 1 to 1992 code for a protein of 663 amino acids. The record is from RefSeq and is a predicted model, not a curated record. Lineage: Eukaryota; Viridiplantae; Streptophyta; Magnoliopsida; Malpighiales; Salicaceae.